Oryctolagus cuniculus (rabbit) is the source of this 6783-nucleotide messenger RNA. It is a transcript of the gene MOV10, whose product is annotated as Mov10 RNA helicase. The record is from RefSeq and is a predicted model, not a curated record. Lineage: Eukaryota; Metazoa; Chordata; Mammalia; Lagomorpha; Leporidae. Gene Ontology annotation, molecular function: 5'-3' RNA helicase activity; RNA binding.
UCUUCUGAUUCACUCCCAAAAUGGCCAUAACAGCCAGAGCUGGCCGAUCAGGAGCCAGGAGCUUCUUCCAGGUCUCCCACAUGGCUACAGGGGCCCAAGGACUUGGGCCAUCUUCCUCUGCUUUCCCAGGCCAUAGCAGAGAGCUGGAUCAGAAGUGGGUCAGCCAGGACUGGAACCAGCUAAUGGUUUUACCCGCUAACCACAGUGCCGGCCCCCCAAAACAUGACUUCCUGAUUGAUUUCCUUAGGCAGGCAGACUUUUAUAUUUUAAGCUUACUUAUGGCUAUCUAAUAAAGCCCUUGGUUACUUUUAUAAAUGGGAGGCAGUCAGCCUUCCUUGCCAGGUUUUGCAGACAGCGGGACUUUUUGCCCUCCCUUAACAGAAUAGUUGCUUGUGUUAUGUGCAUUUCAUCACAUGGUGCUGAAGUCAGCCUGUGUAUGCUAGGGCAAAGGUUUCCCAGCCAGAUGGGAAGGUGUUCUCUAUGGGGCCUUACUCCUGUUUUUGGUUUGAAAUGACACUGCUGAAAACUGUUUCAUCUGAACCUCAGUGGUUGUCUCCUUGUUGGUUGCCUCAUUCCAGUGCCUAUUCUCUUUUAUAAUUCAGAAUUUCGAGGAUGGAUGCAUCUAGGUUUAAGAUUCUUGGCAAACCUUGGCAUUUUAUCUCCAGACUCAAAAUACUGAUAGCUAUGUAUACAAAGGUCUUCAUAAAGUCUGUGGAAAAUGUGUAUUACCAAAAACUGCGCUUGGAUUUCAAAAUUGUUUAAGUCAAAACGAAUUUUAAUUCUAUUUUCCACAGAUUUUGAGGUACCUCCAUAUUUAUGAAUAUAAAAUUUAUAUGGAACUACCAAGCAAGCCAGCUAUUUGUGAUCACCUUCUAGUUGUUGGGUUCCUUACUGUAUGAAAAAGGAAAGGAAGGUUGGCAAAUGUAGAACAAAACUGGAUGGUCCUAUAGAGUAAGUUAAAUUCUUUGAACACAGAAUAGGUUGGUGUACAAAAAUCAAUCUCAUACCUGUUCAAAUCCAAGGUGUCAAAGUGCAGUACAAGUAUAAGGAUAUACAGUUAAUUCUCUUUCAGGGUAGUAACGUUCUGUAAAGUCCUUAUGAGCACUGAAUGGAUCAGUGCUAUCACUCAUGCCCGAGGAAAGUUGAUCAGGAAUUUUCUCUGGAAAGCAUUCUUGUGUGUAGAACACCAGCGCACACUUGACCAUUACAGUUGGGGACCAUUUUAAGCAGUGAAAUCACCAGCAAAAAGCAUAAAGAUGCAAAAAAAGGCGCCAAGAGAAUCUCAGAAAGUGAACUUCUUUGAAUAUGAGAGCUAGAACAAGAGCAUUGCAGGGCUCCACCUCAGCUGGGAACAUGCACAUUGGGUAACUUAAAUGUUUCAUCACUUAGUGCAUGUCCAUUAAGGACCACAGAAGCACUGCAAAUAUUGAUUUGGGGAUUACAGAUAAAUUUUAGUAAGUGAAUUUGUAAAUACAGAAUCUGCAAACUACAGAUUAACUGUACCAGCUGCAGCCUCUCCUGUGGUCUGGUAGAAUGACCAAUUUCAGUAUUUUGGUUUAGCGCCAUUUGUUGUCUCAGGGAGUACAUAAAACUAGAGAACACUCCUGCCUAAUUAUAGAAGCCAAGUAACUGGAGUAAGGAGAAUAUAACAAAUAGACAAUAAAAGAGCUCAGCAAAGUAGUUAUCUUGGGAGAUUAUAGGUAGGCUUAUUCCAGUAAUGCUAUUAGCCAAAUUUAACUUCUGCUUUCAGUGCUCUUAGGACCCAUACUACAAUUAGCCUUAUGAAAUCAGAUUUUUUUUUUUUUUCAAAGGCAGAGUUAGAAAGGUCUUCCAUCCACUGGUUCACUCCCCAUGUGCUUGUGACAGCUGGAGUUGUGCCAGGAGGAAGCCAGGAGCCAGGAACUCCAUCCAGGUUUACCACAAGGGUACAGGAGCCCAAGCACUUGGGCCAUCCUUAGCUGCUUUCCCAGGUGCAUCAGCAGGGAGCAUGAUUGGAAAUGGAGCAACCAAAACUGCUAUAUGGGAUGCUGGCAUUACAGGGGGCAGCUUAACCCCUGUGCUACAAUGGCUGCAACCUGAGCCCCUGAAAUCAGGUUAAGUACAAAUAGAUUUAAGGCAGCCUUGCUUCAAGGAAGUGAGACCUCAAAUGUGAAAGUUGGGAGGACCAUCCAAGACUUCUAGAACAGAACAGAACGUAUGAGAGUAAAAAUUAGGUUGCCCUGUGAAGUAGCUUUUCUAGUCUAGAUGAAACUAGUCUAGAGAAGUUACAUUGUGCAUGGCAUUUUCAGGUUUUUACUAUACUACAGCUGUUUAUGUGUUUUGCAGCCAUGAGGAGAUCGGUUUCACUAGAGAAGGGGGGCAGGGUAUAUGUUUAGGAAUAAUGGGAACAUGGAUUUGCAAUCCAAAUGCUUUGGUAUAGUGGAUGGUACAUUUUUGGAAGUGUAAGUGAAAGAAUUUUGUAGGAACUCCUCCUCUCUGGAACCUCGUCGAGUAACUGGGGGAGAAAAGUGGUAAAAUAUUUUGGCUACAGUCCCCAUUUCUCCCUCUACCUGGGAUGAUCAAUUUCUAGGACAUCAGGUUUCCCUGUGCUCUGUUUUCCUGGAGCUUUGGGUCCCACUGUCCUCUCCUGACCAGUUGGUUGGUGGCAAGGAAGGCAGGAGGAGGUAGCCCAGCUGGAGCGUCCUAGGUGCUGGCCAUCCCUCCCACCAGCUUACAAGGGUGUGUGGCCGCCUAUAGGGAUGUGCUUCGGAGAACACUUAGCUGUGAUCUACUUGGAAUUCUGGUAGAUUCGACCUAAACAUUUUAAAAAUACUACCCAUCUUUGUCCCAUUCUACUGUGUUUUUGUUUGUUCCUUCUGAAGAACAAACAUGCAAAACCCUGGUUCUGUUUGUUUUUGUGGUAGCCCCACCCCCUUGGGGUUUCUUUGGAAGCCUGCAGGUCUCUUCCUGGUGCUGAUGCUGUGGCUGUUAACCAUUUACUGCCUAACCUAGCAGUCCCUUGCUCUCAAGAAGCUAGUAUUUUGAUGACUGGGGCAACUCACUUAUUAACAGUAAAAGAGCACUGCAUAAUUGGAGUGCAGUUAAGUGCCCAAAUAUGUAGCUCAAGGCUAGGUCUCAGCAGCCUUUCCACAAUAAAGAAGCCUGUGCGCGGGAGAAAGUAACCACUCUGCAGACUGGGUCCUGGCGGGGCCCCUCGUCCCUCCCUCCCACACGUACACACCUCUAUCUCCGAGACACUUAGUUCUUUCUCCCAAACUUCUUGACUCUUGCCUUCCUCCUUCCGUCUGAAAGGAAAAUGGGGGAGGGGGCGUGCAGCCCGCUUUCUUCCAGGGUUUCUGUCCUUCGCAGUCUGGGGGAGGUGCUGGACUAGCUGCCCAAGUCUGGCUACAGCUGACCCAGGCCCCUGUCCCGCCCUUUGCUCCCCAGCUUUCCAAUAAGCCCCGAGGCUCAGCAGGCCUCGGCGGCGACUUUCAGUUUCAUUUCCACGGACCCUCCUGCUUGGGCCGCAGCCACCGCCGCGAUGCCCAGCAAGUUCAGCUGCAGGCAGCUCCGGGAGACGGGCCAAUCCUUCGAGAGUUUCCUGGUCGUUCGGGGACUGGACAUGGAGACAGAUCGCGAGCGGCUGCGGACCAUUUAUAACCGCGACUUCAAGAUCAGCUUUGGGACCCCCGCCCCUGGCUUCUCCUCCAUGCUGUAUGGAAUGAAGAUUGCAAAUCUGGCCUACGUCACCAAGACUCGGGUCAGGUUCUUCAAACUCGACCGCUGGGCCGACGUGCGGGUCCCAGAAAAGAGGAGAAUGAAGCCAGGGUCAGAGAUCAGCAAAUACCACAAGUCCCUGCUCGCCAGGAUCUUUUAUGACAGGGCUGAGUAUCUUCAUGGGAAACAUGGGGUGGAUGUGGAAGUCCAGGGGCCCCAUGAAGCCCGAGAUGGACAGCUCCUUAUCCGCCUGGAUUUGAACCGCAAGGAGGUGCUGACUUUGAGGCUUCGGAAUGGAGGGCCCAAACCCGUCACCCUCACUCACCUCUUCCCGCUCUGCCGGACUCCCCAGUUUGCCUUCUACAUGGGUGACCAGGAGCUGCCCUGCCCCCUGGGCCCUGGUGAAUGCUAUGAGCUCCACGUCCACUGUAAGACCAGCUUUGUGGGCUACUUCCCGGCCACGGUGCUCUGGGAGCUGCUGGGGCCUGGAGAGGCGGGCUCGGAAGGAGCUGGCACUUUCUACAUUGCCCGCUUCUUGGCUGCCGUGGCCCACAGCCCCCUGGCUGCCCAGCUGAAGCCCACGGCUCCCUUCCAGCGGACCCGGAUCACUGCAAACCCUGUGGUGACCACUCGGAUAGAGGAAGGAGAGAGACCUGACCGAGCUAAGGGCUACGACCUGGAGCUGAGUAUGGCACUGGGGACGUAUUACCCCCCACCUCGCCUCAGGCACCUGCUCCCCAUCCUUCUUCAGGGAACAAGUGUCUUCACUGCCCCAAAGGAGGUCGCUGAGAUCAAGGCCCAGCUGGAGACCUCCCUGAAGUGGAGGAACUAUGAGAUGAAGCUCCGGCUGCUGCUGCACCUGGAGGAGCUGCAGAUGGAGCAUGACAUCCGGCACUAUGACCUGGAGUCGGUACCCAUGACCUGGGACCCAGUGGACCAGAACCCCAGGCUGCUCACGCUGCAGGUUCCUGGGGUGACCGAGAGCCGCCCUUCAGUGCUGAGAGGUGAUCACCUGUUUGCCCUGUUGUCCUCCGAGACCCAGCAGGAGGACCCUGUCACCUAUAAGGGCUUUGUGCACAAGGUGGAGUUAGACCGGGUCAAGCUGAGCUUUUCCACGAGCCUCCUGAGCCGCUUUGUGGAUGGGCUGACCUUCAAGGUGAACUUCACCUUCAACCGCCAGCCCCUGCGAGUCCAGCACCGUGCCCUGGAGCUGACGGGGCGCUGGCUGCUGUGGCCCAUGCUCUUCCCUGUGGCCUCCCGUGGGGUCCCGCUGCUGCCCUCCGAUGUGAAGCUCAAGCUGUUUGACCGAAGUCUGGAGUCCAAUCCAGAGCAGCUACAGGCCAUGAAGCACAUUGUUAGGGGCACCACCCGGCCAGCCCCCUACAUCAUCUUUGGGCCUCCGGGCACUGGCAAGACCGUCACCUUGGUGGAAGCCAUUAAGCAGGUGGUGAAGCACCUGCCCGAAGCCCACAUCCUGGCCUGCGCUCCGUCCAACUCGGGGGCCGACCUCCUGUGCCAGCGGCUCCGGGCCCACCUGCCCAGCUCCAUCUACCGCCUCCUGGCCCCCAGCAGAGAUAUCCGCAUGGUACCCGAGGACAUCAAGCCCUGCUGUAACUGGGACGCCAAGAAGGGGGAGUACGUGUUUCCUGCCAAGAAGAAGCUGCAGGAGUACCGGGUGUUAAUUACCACGCUCAUCACUGCCAGCAGGUUGGUCUCGGCCCAGUUUCCCGUCGAUCACUUCACACACAUCUUCAUCGAUGAAGCCGGCCACUGCAUGGAGCCCGAGAGUCUGGUGGCCAUAGCAGGGCUGAUGGAAGUCAAGGAAACAGGCGAUCCAGGGGGGCAGCUGGUGUUGGCGGGAGACCCCCGUCAGCUGGGGCCUGUGCUGCGGUCCCCACUGACCCAGAAGCAUGGGCUGGGCUACUCACUGCUGGAGCGCCUGCUCACCUACAACGCCCUGUACAAGAAGGGCCCUGACGGCUACAACCCCCAGUUCAUAACCAAGCUUCUGCGCAACUACAGGUCCCAUCCCACUAUCCUGGAAAUUCCCAACCGGCUGUAUUAUGAUGGGGAGCUGAAGGCCUGUGCGGACAUUGUAGACCGAGAGCGCUUCUGCCGCUGGGAGGGUCUGCCCCGGCAGGGCUUUCCCAUCAUCUUCCAUGGCGUCAUGGGCAAGGAUGAACGUGAGGGCAACAGCCCAUCCUUCUUCAACCCUGAAGAGGCCGCCACGGUGACUUCCUACCUGAAGCUGCUCCUGGCCCCCUCCUCCAAGAAGGGCAAAGCUCGCCUGAGCCCCCGCAGCGUGGGCGUCAUCUCCCCAUAUCGGAAGCAGGUGGAAAAGAUCCGGUACUGCAUCACCAAACUUGACAGGGAACUUCGGGGACUGGAUGACAUCAAGGACCUGAAGGUGGGCUCCGUGGAAGAAUUCCAAGGUCAAGAACGCAGCGUCAUCCUCAUCUCCACUGUGCGAAGCAGCCAGAGCUUUGUGCAGCUGGACCUGGACUUUAAUCUGGGUUUCCUUAAGAACCCCAAGAGGUUCAACGUGGCUGUGACCCGGGCCAAGGCCUUGCUCAUCAUAGUGGGCAACCCCCUUCUCCUGGGCCAUGACCCCGACUGGAAAGCAUUCCUGGAGUUCUGUAAAGAAAACGGGGGGUAUACCGGGUGCCCCUUUCCUGCCAAACUGGACCUGCAGCAGGGACAGAACUUACUCCAAGGUCUGAGCAAGCUCAGCCCCUCUACCUCAGGGCCUCAUGGUCACGACUGUCUCCCCCAGGAGCGGGAGAGCCAAGGCGGCCUGUCCCUGCAAGUCGAGCCAGAGUGGAGGAAUGAGCUCUGAAGACAUGGCAGCCUGCCUUCUCACACCAGCCAAGCCUUAACCUCCUGCCCGGCCCUGAACCAGAACCCUGCCUGAACCAGAACCCGGCCAGCUGCCCCUCCGAGGGACAGGAAGGCUGGGGGAGGGAGUUUACAACCCAAGCCCUGCCGCCCCCUCCCCUGCUGGGGAGAAUGACACAUCAAGCUGCUAACAAUUGGGGGAAGGGGGGAGGGAGAAAAAAAUCUGAAAACAAGAUUUUGUUCUAUGCAAAA